This is a messenger RNA of Hermetia illucens (black soldier fly), 1295 nucleotides long. Its product is annotated as WD repeat-containing protein 91. The transcript has 3 exons. Lineage: Eukaryota; Metazoa; Arthropoda; Insecta; Diptera; Stratiomyidae. Gene Ontology annotation, cellular component: late endosome membrane; extrinsic component of endosome membrane; early endosome membrane. Gene Ontology annotation, molecular function: phosphatidylinositol 3-kinase regulator activity. The record is from RefSeq and is a predicted model, not a curated record. Gene Ontology annotation, biological process: early endosome to late endosome transport. The coding region runs from base 110 to 1093 and encodes 327 amino acids.
GAAUGACAGCCAAGCAAGAAAGUCUUUGACAGUUUGAAAGUUGGUUCCUAGCAACUCUGGAUUCUGUUUCCGUGUAAAAUUCUAAAAGGAUUUUCCUUGAUUCUCGCAAAUGGCACACGUCCAAUAUGUUGACGGUUUGGUCCGUGAGUACAUGUUAUUUCGCGGCUUCACCAAUGCCCUCAAAGUCUUCGACAACGAACUGAAAAACGACAGAGACAAAGGAUUUCGUGCGGAUAAGAUUAUCGAUCAGAUCACAUCCUCGAUUGCGACGCAGGAUUUGCAGGCUCUCCGGGAUAUUUGGACCAAUUUAGAUGGCCACCUGUUUAAUAAGUUGGAACAUUCUUUGACUUCUGCCGUGCGGAAACUCGAGCAUGGAGUUCUCAAACUUUAUCUGGUGACUGCACACUCCGCUGGGAAAACAGAUAAAAUCACAGAAUUUUUUAUGAAACUAUCUGCCGAGCUGCAGUCGCAACCUGAGUGGAAGGAGUGGUUCUAUUUCCCAUUCUGCAAAAACCCCGAAGAGCACCCCAGCUUCGUUAUAUACUUCACGAAACAUUGGCAGGACACCCUUUUGCUGUCCCUGCACAACUUCCUGGCAACGAUUUUCCAAUGCAUUCCUCAGCCAACGUUAUCGCGGAUCGACACUGAAAUAAACUUAAUCAAAAAGCUUCAAGACGAAAAUACAGCCUUACGCAAUCGCAUUCAAAAUAUGGCCGCUACCCCGAAUCCACCAACAGCAUCUACUUCAGGAGCUACCCUCGCCCCGAGUGGAAGCUCAAGCAACGUUGCGGCUGCCGUAGGUGCAAGCGAACCUCAUCGCCGCAGUCGAGCGGGAAAAGUUCAUUCCGGCAACUAUCAAAGCUUGAAUGAUAUCAUUCCUUUCGAUAUUCCGCCACCAUCUCAUAUUGUCGACGACUUUUACAUUAUCGCUGCCGAAACGGCGAAUAUCAGCCAAAUGACCGAUUCUCAGUCGCGAGGGCUUCGGUCGUUGAUUAGGAAUAUUAGCUCAGGCAGCAGCCCGGUGAUGGGCCGGAAGGAAUCGGCGGAUCGGAGCAAACGAAGAUCAGGAAGCGUUGGUAGAAACUGGGUUUGAAAAGAUUAUGUUUUUUUUAAAUUGGAACCCAACUACCUGAUGGGCAGCUCGGUUAGACUGAAGCGCCCACUUCUCCACAUGAAUCUCAAAUAAAUCCCCUCUUGCAUUUUAAUUAGAGCUUACUCUACCCAUCACCCAUUGGCCGUUAUAUUUACCAAGCAAUUAAUCACUCCCAUCUUUUACAUUUUAAUAAACGAAUAUU